Myotis daubentonii (Daubenton's bat) is the source of this 1705-nucleotide messenger RNA. RefSeq names its product cleavage stimulation factor subunit 1-like. The record is from RefSeq and is a predicted model, not a curated record. Gene Ontology annotation, molecular function: protein binding; RNA binding. Gene Ontology annotation, cellular component: mRNA cleavage stimulating factor complex. NCBI's taxonomy places the organism in Eukaryota, Metazoa, Chordata, Mammalia, Chiroptera, Vespertilionidae. Gene Ontology annotation, biological process: mRNA 3'-end processing.
GCAGAAGAGCAGGAGACCGGGAGCUGGAUUCGCGGCUGGCAGAGAAAUUGUUUUCCUCUUCUCCACGAUGUACAGAACCAAAGUGGGCCUGAAGGACCUCCAGCAGCUUUACAAGUUGAUCAUUAGCCAGCUGCUCUAUGAUGGCUUCCUCAGCAUUGCUAAUGGCCUCAUCAAUGAAAUCAAGCCUCAGUCUGUUUGUGCACCCUCAGAGCAGCUCCUGCAUCUCAUCAAACUAGGAAUGGAAAACGAUGAUACUGCAGUUCAGUAUGCAAUUGGUCGUUCAGAUACAGUUGCCCCAGGCACGGGCAUUGACCUGGAGUUUGACGCAGAUGUCCAGACCAUGUCCCCAGAGGCUUCAGAGUAUGAAACCUGCUAUGUCACAUCCCAUAAAGGACCAUGCCUAGUAGCUACCUAUAGUAGAGAUGGGCAGCUAAUAGCUACUGGGUCUGCUGACGCCUCCAUAAAGAUCCUCGACACAGAAAGAAUGUUGGCCAAAAAUGCCAUGCCAAUAGAGGUUAUGAUGAAUGAGACUGCACAACAGAAUAUGGAAAACCACCCCGUGAUCCGGACUCUUUAUGACCACGUGGACGAAGUCACAUGUCUUGCUUUCCACCCAACGGAACAGAUCCUUGCCUCUGGUUCAAGGGAUUACACCCUUAAGUUAUUUGAUUAUUCCAAACCCUCAGUAAAAAGAGCCUUCAAGUACAUUCAGGAAGCUGAAAUGUUACGCUCCAUCUCUUUCCACCCUUCCGGAGACUUUAUACUUGUGGGGACUCAGCAUCCUACUCUUCGGCUCUAUGAUAUCAACACAUUUCAAUGUUUUGUCUCUUGCAAUCCUCAAGAUCAACACACCGAUGCCAUAUGUUCUGUUAAUUACAACCCUAGUGCCCACAUGUACGUAACUGGUAGCAAGGACGGCUGCAUCAAGUUGUGGGAUGGCGUCUCGAAUCGGUGCAUCACAACUUUCGAGAAGGCACACGAUGGUGCUGAAGUUUGUUCUGCCAUCUUUUCCAAAAAUUCUAAAUACAUUCUUUCAAGUGGAAAAGACUCGAUAGCUAAACUUUGGGAAAUAUCAACAGGACGAACGCUGGUCAGAUUCACAGGUGCUGACUUGAGCGGGCGGCAGGUGCACCGGACACAGGCUGUCUUCAACCAUACAGAGGACUACGUGCUGCUGCCAGACGAGAGGACCAUCAGCCUGUGCUGCUGGGACUCACGCACAGCUGAGCGCCGAAACCUGCUGUCCCUGGGCCACAACAACAUCGUGCGCUGCAUCGUGCACUCGCCCACCAACCCCGGCUUCAUGACCUGCAGCGAUGACUUCAGGGCCAGGUUCUGGUACCGGAAGUCAACCACAGACUAGAACCCCCCCGCCUUAAAUAGGGUUCUUUUCUAGAGGACCCUGCCCCUCCCUCCCAUGUGUCCCAUCACCAGCCUCAGUAGAAAGUCGUGGUACCAUCUUUGGCAGUCGGGCUGCCACCUCUACAUCCCUCUUGGAUUUUGUACAAAAGGGUCCUUUUUUACCUUGAUGUGGAAUCAUGGUGGAAAAAGUGGGAAACGCAGACCCCGGCUCUGCACUCACUGAUUAUUACAGUGAUUUUCAUCCGUUUUGUAAAUACAGGACUUGCCAUUUCUCGGAACUUGAUCUUUUGAAGAAGGGUAGAGUAUUAAAGUGCUUUCCAGAUCUCGUGUGGAUCUGUCCUGA